Molecule: messenger RNA, 4123 nt
Organism: Sciurus carolinensis (gray squirrel)
Lineage: Eukaryota; Metazoa; Chordata; Mammalia; Rodentia; Sciuridae
Gene: Clstn2
Product: calsyntenin 2
Exons: 17
Coding region: 96-2969 (957 amino acids)
Biological process (GO): positive regulation of synaptic transmission; homophilic cell-cell adhesion; positive regulation of synapse assembly
Cellular component (GO): cell surface; postsynaptic membrane
Molecular function (GO): kinesin binding; calcium ion binding; amyloid-beta binding
Source: RefSeq, a predicted model, not a curated record
GCGAGGCGGCCUGCGACGCGGCGGACACCGGCAGGCGAGAGCCGGCGCGGGCAGUAGGCGGCGGCGGCAGCUUGUUGGCGGCGUCGGCGGCGAGGAUGCUGCCUGGGAGGCUGUGCUGGGUGCCGCUCCUGCUGGCGCUGGGCGUGGGGAGCGGCAGCGGCAACGGCAGCAGCGGGGGCAGCCGGCGGCGCCGCCUCCUCGCGGCUAAAGUCAACAAGCAUAAGCCAUGGAUCGAGACCUCAUAUCAUGGAGUCAUAACUGAGAACAAUGACACAGUCAUUUUGGACCCACCACUGGUAGCCCUGGAUAAAGAUGCACCAGUUCCUUUUGCAGGGGAGAUCUGUGCAUUCAAGAUCCACGGCCAGGAGCUGCCCUUUGAGGCCGUGGUGCUCAACAAGACGUCGGGAGAGGGCCGGCUCCGAGCCAAGAGUCCCAUCGACUGUGAGCUGCAGAAGGAGUACACCUUCAUCAUCCAGGCCUACGACUGCGGGGCCGGGCCCCGGGAGACAGCCUGGAAGAAGUCUCACAAGGCCGUGGUUCACAUCCAGGUGAAGGAUGUCAAUGAGUUUGCUCCCACCUUCAAAGAGCCAGCCUACAAGGCCAUCGUGACGGAGGGCAAGAUCUAUGACAGCAUCCUGCAGGUGGAGGCCAUCGACGAGGACUGCUCCCCCCAGUACAGCCAGAUUUGCAACUACGAAAUUGUCACCACAGAUGUGCCUUUUGCCAUUGACAGAAAUGGCAACAUCAGGAAUACUGAGAAGCUCAGCUAUGACAAGCAACGUCAGUAUGAGAUCCUGGUGACGGCGUACGACUGCGGACAGAAGCCGGCUGCCCAGGACACGCUGGUGCAGGUGGACGUGAAGCCAGUGUGCAAGCCUGGCUGGCAAGACUGGACCAAAAGGAUUGAGUACCAGCCUGGCUCGGGGAGUGUGCCCUUGUUCCCCAGCAUCCACCUGGAGACCUGCGACGGUGCCGUGUCCUCCCUCCAGGUCACCGCCGAGCUGCAGACCAAUUACAUUGGCAAGGGCUGUGACCGGGAGACCUAUUCUGAGAAAUCUCUUCAGAAACUGUGUGGAGCCUCCUCUGGCAUCAUUGACCUUCUGCCAUCGCCCAGUGCAGCCACCAACUGGACUGCGGGACUACUGGUAGACAGCAGUGAGAUGAUCUUCAAGUUUGACGGCAGGCAAGGUGCCAAGGUCCCCGAUGGGAUCGUCCCCAAGAACCUGACGGACCAGUUCACCAUCACCAUGUGGAUGAAGCACGGCCCCAGUCCAGGCCUGAGGGCUGAGAAGGAGACCAUCCUCUGCAACUCGGAUAAAACGGAGAUGAACCGGCAUCACUACGCGCUGUACGUGCACAACUGCCGCCUGGUCUUCCUCCUGCGCAAGGACUUCGACCAGGCGGACACCUUCCGCCCCGCCGAGUUCCACUGGAAGCUGGACCAGAUUUGUGACAAAGAGUGGCAUUACUAUGUCAUCAAUGUGGAGUUUCCUGUGGUUACGCUGUACAUGGAUGGAGCCACAUAUGAGCCUUACCUGGUGACCAACGACUGGCCCAUUCACCCAUCUCACAUAGCCAUGCAGCUUACUGUUGGUGCUUGUUGGCAAGGAGGGGAAGUCACCAAGCCCCGGUUUGCUCAGUUCUUCCACGGCAGCCUGGCCAGCCUCACCAUCCGCCCUGGCAAAAUGGAAAGUCAGAAGGUGAUUUCCUGCUUGCAAGCCUGCAAGGAAGGGCUGGAUAUUAAUUCCUUGGAAAGCCUCGGGCAAGGAAUAAAGUAUCACUUCAACCCCUCGCAGUCCAUCCUGGUGAUGGAAGGGGACGACAUUGGGAACGUCAACCGAGCGCUCCAGAAGGUCUCCUACAUCAACUCCAGGCAGUUCCCGACAGCCGGCGUGCGGCGUCUCCGAGUGUCCUCCAAAGUCCAGUGCUUUGGGGAAGAUGUGUGCAUCAGUAUCCCUGACGUGGAUGCCUAUGUGAUGGUCCUGCAGGCCAUUGAGCCCCAGAUCACCCUCCGGGGCACAGAUCGCUUCUGGAGACCUGCCUCCCAGUUUGAAAGUGCCAGAGGAGUGAUCCUUUUCCCCGACAUCAAGAUCGUGAGCACCUUCACCAAGGCUGAGGCCCCUGGGGACAUGAAAACCACAGCCCCCAAAUCGGCAGUGCUAGAAGAAAUGCUGCACAACUUGGACUUCUGUGACAUUCUGGUGCUUGGAGGGGACUUGGACCCAAGGCAGGAGUGCUUGGAGCUCAGCCACAGUGAGCUGCACCAACGGCACCUGGAUGCCACCAACUCCACCGCAGGCUACUCCAUCUACGGUGUGGGCUCCAUGAGCCGCUACGAGCAGGUUCUGCGUCACAUCCGCUACCGCAACUGGCAUCCGACGUCUCUGGAGGCCCGGCGGUUCCGUAUCAAGUGCUCUGAACUCAAUGGGCGCUACACUAGCAAUGAAUUCAACCUGGAGGUCAGUGUCCUCCACGAAGUCAGAGUCUCAGACAAGGAGCAUGUCAACCACCUUAUCGUGCAGCCUCCCUUCCUCCAGUCUGUCCAUCACCCUGAGUCUCGGAGUAGCAUUCAGCGCAGUUCAGUGGUCCCGAGCAUCGCCACAGUGGUCAUCAUCAUCUCCGUGUGCAUGCUAGUGUUUGUCGUGGCCAUGGGCGUGUACCGAGUGCGGAUCGCCCACCAGCACUUCAUCCAGGAGAGCGAGGCUGCCAAGGAGGCCGAGAUGGACUGGGAUGACUCUGCUCUGACCAUCACGGUCAACCCCAUGGAGAAACAUCAAGAACCAGGGCACGGGGAGGAGGAGACCGAGGGAGAGGAGGAGGAGGAAGCGGACGAAGACCUGAGCUCCAGCAGCAGCGACUCGGACGACAGCGAAGAGGAGGAGGAGCCAGGCACGGGCAGAGGCAGACACGAGCAGAGCGGCGCCAGGCAAGCCCAGCUGGAGUGGGACGACUCCACCCUGCCCUACUAGUGCCCUCAGGCCUGCUGCCCAGCCCGCGUGUCCCUUUUGUAAAGCCCGACCCAGUGUAUGCCCGAGUCUAUCACACUCGCCUCCGAUUUCGAUGACAGGUCUGGGUGGCCUUCUCCAGCUUCCUAGGACCUGCCCUACAUGCCUUGGGCACUGCUUGUGUCCAAGCAAAGAGCAGCUCCAAGAAGCCCUGUGUCAUCACCAGUGAAACUUCAGGGUGGACUUUGUCCUGUGGUCCCCACGUCUCCUGCCCUGGGCUCACCCAGGCAGCCAAUCUGCAGAGUUCCAAACUCCUGCUCCUUCCUGCAGGGAAGAAGGUCCACCCUCGUGUCACUCACUCCCCCGCUCAGUGCUCCCAAGGCCGUUGGGUUCCGACUCACUGUGCACACACCUGACUUAGUGUCUCUGUCCACCCACCAGCAGGUCCUCCCUGUGCUGCCUCUCCAGGUUCCUUCACACAGGGUGGGCAGCAGGACUUCGCAUAACUAAGGUCCUAGGACUUAGCCCUGGACAGAAGGCCCCUGUUGACAAGGAAUUGAGUUUACAGGUGAAGGGACGCCACACACACACACACACACACACACACAUACACACACACACACACACUGUCCCCAGCCUGAAGAUCCUUUCCCUUUGCCUCUUUCUGAGGCCACUUGAGCUUAUAUGUCAAGUCCAAAACCAAGAGUUGGUCUUUGGCCACAGCAGAGCCUGUCCCCAGUCAAAAGGGCCAGCUUGCCAAGGGUGUGCUGAGACCUGUGUGGUUGCCCUGCCUGGCUGCUCGUCACUCCAAACCACAGCGCUCAGGAAGCGUUCCACCUGGACCCUGCCCCCCGAUGCCACAGCCAGGGAGGAAGGAAGGGCUGACAGAGGGACAGGUCAGGCUUCAUGGCAGACAGCUGUGGGAGACAGGGCGGGCUGGACUCUCCGGCACAAGGGCGGCCCCCAGGUUGGCAAGGCUGUCUCCACCGAGCCUCGCGGUUCCUUCUCUCCUAUGCCAUGCUGUUUUCCUCUUGAGAGUGGACGCCCCUCUCCGAUGUAUGAGAACAUAAGUGAACAGUAGUCAUCAAAGAUGAAAGUUUGGAAGUUUAACUGCUGGGAAUUAGAAAGUUAUUUGCAAUAAUAGCAGCUGCUUCUUUCUUCUCAUAGAAGAAGGACUA